Lactuca virosa is the source of this 1296-nucleotide messenger RNA. The record is from the annotation of a GenBank genome assembly. NCBI's taxonomy places the organism in Eukaryota, Viridiplantae, Streptophyta, Magnoliopsida, Asterales, Asteraceae.
AUGACAGCCAUUUCAGAACUCAAAUAUGGUUGUAUUGGAGGACCAUUACAAGUACGGAUACUACGGAAAUGGAAACCAGAUAACCGCCGCCAUGAAACAUGGUAUCUGGCAGUCGACAAAUUUGGAGACGCCAUUCAGAUAUUAGGCCAACGAACCAACCAGGGUUAUAUAGAGUCUAUACUCACAAUCUCUGACUGUUUUACCAUUGAUGAAUAUACAUGUCCUCUGUUGGAUCAAUAUCAAAAAAUGUUAGAACAGGAUUUCUACAUAGAUGUUGGGAUUGCAUCCACGAUCCAACCAAUGCCUAACACAUCUAUCCUUCCAACAAGUUGGUUUCGUUUCCUACCAAAAAAACAAAUUCUAGAGUUGGGAGAAAACCCACCAUAUUGUCCAGAUUUCAUUGGAGUCAUCACCAAAGUGAAGGAUUGCAACAAAAAAGAUGGAGAGCCUUUUCUAUUGCUGGUCUUAGCUGAUGAAAAUGGUGAUGAACUUGCAAUUAAUCUUUGGAAAGAAUGCACCAAAUGUCCAGAGAAGUUUGAUCGUCAAAAAUUACUGCCUCUCCCUGUAACAACAGUUGUUGCGGUUACCAACCUAAAGGCUUCCAGAACUGACGUUGCAACACACCUCUAUGUUAAUCCUGACAUCCCAGACACUGCCCUACUGAUACACCGCUAUACAGGUCCAACAACACCUAUAAGUGAACAUACAGGCAUACAAACAACAAUUGAUGACCUCACAAAGAGGACACGUUCUGAGCUUUUGGAUAAGACAUUCAACCUGAAAGCAUCAAUCCAACAUGUCUUCUUUAAAGAUUACUGGUGUCAAGUGACAUGUCCUGUCUGUAAAGAUCCUAUUUUUGAAAAAGGCACCAACUGGUUUUGCAGUGCGCAUGACGAAACUGGUGUCUUAUCUGCAUCCAUAACUGAUUCUGUCGCACGAAAAAUAAUUGGCAAAGGGCCAGACAAACUCUUUGCAGAAAAUACACACCUAGGUAGACGAAACUUGCCUACCUCUAUCAAGACAAAUACAUCACCUGUAAAACAAAUGACAAUUCAGUUACUAAGAACCUCAGCAGCUGGUACCAUCCGUUUUCUCCUUGUGGAUAUUGCCGAUCUCCAACCUGUCGCCCAGUCAACAAUCCCACAGACCCCUACCCCGAUGGCUGAAACCAGAUUACCUGACCAAUACCGUAAAGAUUCAAUUGGAUCUACAACAUCACAAAAAAUCAGAUGUCUCAAAACGGUUGUCUUACACCCCUUUAGAGAAACAGCCUCAGAAAAGAUUAAGGUCGCAUAA